Messenger RNA from Petromyzon marinus (sea lamprey), 5746 nucleotides. The record is from RefSeq and is a predicted model, not a curated record. Lineage: Eukaryota; Metazoa; Chordata; Hyperoartia; Petromyzontiformes; Petromyzontidae.
CCGCCCGUCGCCUAUGUGAAGUGGAAGUUUCGUGCCUAGGCCUCGGGCAGCGGCAGUCGCUGAAGAGCAGCGGCAAGCGGCCGGCGGUCGCGUUCGCGGCCCACCCCGGGUUUGUUUUUUGGCUUCGAGAGGUUGAGCGAGGCGCGUUCCUGUCGGCGCGAUGCAGGAUACGAUUAAAAUGUGUUUGUGGCAGCUUGUGAUAGCGCUCUUAAUAAAUGGAGCAAGCACCUUCUAUGUACCUGGAGUCGCACCAAUGGAUUAUGCCAAGAACCAGUAUGUGGAAAUAAAGGCUGUAAAAAUGACAAGUUCUCACACCCAGUUGCCCUAUGAAUACUAUUCACUUCCUUUCUGCAAGCCACAGAAAAUAUUGUAUAAAACUGAAAACCUGGGUGAGGUGCUUCGUGGAGACCGGAUUGUUAACACGCCUUAUGAAGUGCGCAUGACUGAAAAGAAGGAUUGCAAGGUCUUGUGUGAUAUGCCUAAUGUUCCGGUUAAAUUAACUGUGGAGCAGAGCAAGCUCAUUGCCGAACGCAUCAAAGAAGAAUACUAUGUACACUUAAUUGCGGACAACCUGCCUGUUGCAACAAUCCUUUCUUUUGCUGAAAAAAGUGGUGAUGCUGAAAAGCCAGAACAGUUUGAACAUGGAUACAGACUUGGCUUCAUGGACAGACAGAAGGUGUACCUUCACAAUCACCUGAACCUGAUUCUGAGCUACCACAAAGAGACUGAGGAUGCCAAAUACAAAGUGGUGCGAUUUGAAGUCAUCCCACAAAGCAUCAAAUAUGAAGCCCUGAAUGCAGAUGACAAAGGAGAUUGCCAGAGUCCAGCAAUAUCAGGUGUAGAAGCUCAAGAGAUUGAUCCCAGCAAGGAAAACAAUGUCCUCUUCUCUUACUCCGUCAAAUGGAAGGAGAGUACAGUGAAAUGGGCAUCCCGAUGGGACACCUAUCUUACCAUGAGCGAUGUGCAAAUCCACUGGUUCUCCAUUGUCAACUCUGUGGUCGUCGUCUUCUUCCUCUCUGGCAUCCUCAGCAUGAUAAUCAUCAGAACUCUACGACGUGACAUUGCAAACUACAACCGGGAAGAUGACAUUGAGGACACUAUGGAGGAGUCUGGCUGGAAGCUUGUGCAUGGAGAUGUCUUCAGGCCUCCACAGUACCCGAUGCUGCUCUCUUCACUUCUGGGUUCUGGCAUCCAACUGUUUCUCAUGGUCUUAAUCGUUAUCAUCGUGGCAGGUCUGGGCAUGCUGUCUCCUUCGAGUCGCGGUGCUCUUAUGACCACCUCUUGUUUUCUCUUCAUGUUCAUGGGACUAUUUGGAGGAUACUUUUCAGGCCGACUUUAUCGCACGUUGAAAGGACAGCGUUGGAAAAAGGGUGCUUUCUGGACGACCACGAUAUACCCUGCAGUUGUGUUUGGAGUCUGCUUCAUUCUCAACUUCUUCAUCUGGGGAAAGCACUCGUCCGGUGCGGUUCCAUUCAGCACCAUGGUGGCCCUGCUGUGCAUGUGGUUUGGAAUAUCAAUGCCACUCGUCUUUCUUGGAUACUACUUUGGUUUCCGCAAGAAGGGCUACGAGAAUCCCGUCCGAACAAACCAGAUCCCUCGACAGAUACCAGAGCAGCGCUGGUACAUGAAUAAGUUCAUUGGAAUUCUCAUGGCUGGAAUAUUACCAUUUGGUGCUGUUUUCAUUGAGCUGUUCUUCAUUUUCAGUGCCAUUUGGGAGAAUCAGUUCUACUACCUCUUUGGCUUCCUAUUCCUUGUGUUUGUCAUCCUGGUGAUCUCCUGCUCCCAGAUCAGCAUCGUCAUGGUGUACUUCCAACUGUGCGCCGAGGAUUACAGAUGGUGGUGGAGGACAUUCAUUGUAUCGGGAGGCUCUGCCUUCUACGUUCUCAUGUAUGCCGUCUUCUACUUUUUCAAUAAGUUGGAGAUUGUGGAGUUUAUUCCUUCGCUCCUGUACUUUGGCUACACUGGACUGAUGAUCGUCACCUUCUGGCUGCUCACCGGAACAAUCGGCUUCAUCGCUGCGUACAUAUUCAUUCGUAAAAUCUACGCGGCCGUAAAAAUAGACUAGUCACGUGCGGCGAGGAAGUCAGGGUGUGGUGAGGGGUGUGGGGCUGGAGAGGCACAAAUUAUUGGCGUUGGCAUUUCCACUAAACAUGUCAAUAAAAAUGUCUUUUGACAUCCGUGUGCUGUCCAACAAAUGAUUUGUGUACAUUUUAAUACGGUGGAGACAAGAUCAUGUACAUAGUUGAUGAUAACCUUGGCUAGUUGUUGAUGUAUUGUGGGUUUUAGCCUUUUCUCGGUUUUCAAAGAAUAUGUAAAAAAAAUUAUAUUCUUUUAACCAUUUAAUUGAUUUGUUGAAGUUACAUUGCUUUUCAUGUUGCAUUUAGGGUUAUUGAAGGUCAAUUUUCGUUUGCAUUAAAGUGCUUUUUGUCUUUCCAUGGUAAAUUCCUGUGUGAUUCAAAGCAGGAACGGUCUUGGGAUAUUUUUUUCUGAUGAGUACUUUACAGUUAAAGUUGUAUGCACAAAUGUAUGAGAAAAUUCACAUAAAUACUUUGAGAAAAUUCUUUUGAGUUUUUUGUAUUGAAUCAUAAGUAUAUAUGAGUGAAACAUAUGCAUAAGGCUUUUUUAUUUGAAAAUAUUAAUGGCCCUGAUGAAUUGGUGAUCAGAGAUAUAUUCAGAAGUGUCUUCAUUAACAUUUAUACAGUUUUUUUGCAUCAAUGUUACUUCCUCUUGAAGGGAUUUUUGCAUAGCAGCAUAACCAGUGAAAAUCGGAACAUUCUAAGUCUGUAAUUAACUAUAGUAGAAUAUAUACACUAUAUGACAUUCACCCUCUAUGAAUCGUAAUACACAGGUAGCAUAGCUCUGAAUUUAACAAAUUAUUUGGUGAUAUUGUGUUGGCAGUGGUGCACAAAUGACUCAUUCGUCAACAAUGCAUUUGGCUAAGAUAUAUAAAUAGGUGACGGUUCAGCCAAUGGCCCUUCGUCGUGCACAGAGAGGCUACGAAGAAGGGCGAUGACCAAAAACGUGGCCGAGUUUUAGAUUUUUCCUUAUAAGGAAAUGUUAUUGAAUGCAUUUUUAAAAUAUGUUAAUGUUCUAUGAUUCACACAGCUACGAUUGACAGUUAAGAUUUACAGUAAAUUGGAUUACAGACGCAACAAAAUGUGUUGCGAUCACGAUAUUUAACUGGAUAUUUUGUUUCCUUGGUAAGUCAUUUUCACGACAAGUAUUAUUUUGCACGGGAUGUGCCUGUGCUAAUAAUAUGUGGAAUAGAUGUAUGAUUUUCCUCGUCAUUGGGUGAUGUGCCAGUGCAGACGUGUCCAUACGCCUUAUUCCACAGCAUGUUUCUAUAGAAGGGUUGAAGCAAUUCCCUAAACAGCCUCUGCAGCCCUUGAUAUUGCGAACAAUUGGGAAAAGCCCAUCUGCGCUUCCUCUCAUGAUACAGAAUCAGAAUCUUUUAUUUAUGCUGAAGGAAUCCGAUGAGCUAUAAAGCUCCAUUUCACACACGUCCAGUGGGGGCGGGUCAGAACGUGAAACAAACACAUUCCGUUUCCCAGAAUCUUUGGUUUGCACUGUCAAGGACCGCGAGGAGCUUUCAUUGCUCGCCUUGUGUUUUUCACGUGGGGGGGAGGGUUGUUAAAUACCCAGGUUGACGUUGCGCUUUCCUUUUUACUACAUGUGCAAAUUGGUAUGUAACUCUAGGAAGCAUGGGAACACCGCGUAAACGGUGAAAGGGGUAUCUUGUCUGUAGGUUAUGUUUAAUGGGGGGGGGGGGGGGGGAGUUCAACUGUGCUGCUGUUUUCUCUGUGUAUAAUACUGCGUUGAUUUAACCCGUCUUGGCAAAGUCCUGCGAGUCCCCAAGUUUGUUGAAAAGUUCGCAAUCCGGUACAGAUGUUAACGUGUGAAUUUGAGCAUCACAAAAUAAAGCACUGCAAGUACCGUUGACUUAGACAUACAUUUUUGUGAUAGGUUAACAUGCGAGGUGCGCUCAUUGGCCAAGACGUGUUAUUGACGUUUUCCACGAGACUGAUAUGUCAGCACUCCUGGUUCCCUGUAUGGCCAAUUGUAGCAAUAUUCCUGUCUUAGUAACACAUUCAUAAGGCGAUAGAACAACAUGUUCUAUGUACAUAUAAUUUGGGGAUAAACUGCUUUGGAAGUGGUAUAACAAGCAAAGUAACAAAAAAAACUCCACAUUCAUCAAUAGCACUGCCAUGAAGGGGAAACUUUAUAACAGGUGAAAUUCUGGGCAAUGGCCCUUUUACGUAGCACAAGGACACGUCUGAAAUGGCGCAUAUUACAUAUAUUUCCUUUUAUAAGGUAGUGUUAUUAAUGAAUGUGAUUUUUGUAUGUACAGUGUUUCAAAAAGCUCUAGCAUGUUACCACAUGUUUUAAGUAUUCUUCAUGGUUCAACAUGUUCUAAGUAUUCAAGACGUUAACCAACCACGCCUUUUCUCAUCUGUGCAUUCCUAUGCGAAGUAGUCUACAUCGCUUGUAAAACUAUCAGUAUGCCAACCACGUCUUGAUGGAGAGUUACGAGUUGUUUUUAAUCGUGUUAUGAUUCAUAAUCGUUUUUUUUUGGUUAGGCCACAAUGAUUUUAAUAACUGGUGGCUUACCUAUGAGCUGAAACAAUACUUAUUGGUCAGUUUAACACGUAGGCAUAUUAUUGGUGCGUUAAGCCCUUUGUACACGUGACAAUUGAAUGUUUGCCUGUCGGUGGUGGAGGCAGUUGGAAGCAGUCGCUUUCCAGCAACAACGGAGGGCAGAGGAGCGACGCUCACAACAACGAGCAGAGCGCCGGGCAGCGAAAAUGCAUCACGCUGGCAGAGUAGAGGGUACAGCUGGUGCAUCUAACAGUUCUCAGCCAACCCAUGGCACCUGGGUCUGUCUCGAGACUUCCUGUCGGCGAGCCAUCAACACGUCACGUGGCCUCAAAGUGCACCCAGCCUGGCACAGGCGCCGUGGGGACGUCACCGUCACUUAAGUGGCAAACGGCGGCUAUUGGUUUUGGUUGUACCACGAAUAUGGGCAGAUCAUUGUGGCCUUAGCCAAAAAUCAAUUGAAUCGAAUUCACUGCACAAAAAAAGUUAAGCAUGAGUUCACUGUCAAGAACCCGAUGACCUGAGUUUGAGUUCCAGCCACAGCUAACAUGAGUGGAGACUGAACCGGCCCUCCGUCACCCAAUCACCUCCACUGCUUACCAGCUUGGUGAAGUGUUCAAUCAACCCCGAUGACCAACAUGGGUUGGGGAGGCCUUUAUCCACCAGUAGAAUGCAAAAAAGGUUUUUAAGAUAAGACCAAACAGUGACAUGUAAUAUGUCGAUGUUUAUGAAUAAUGACAAGAUUACUGUACAGAUUUGAAUUAAAACGUCUGCCAGAAUGUUGGGUAACUCAGCUCAAUUAGCUUCUAUCAAAACGGAAAAAACUAAGACGCUACUAUGUUUAGUAUUGUACUUCGUUAUUUUUUUUUACCGUGAAACCUGCUUCUCGUUUGUAUGGAUACAACGAUUUGGUGUGCCUUAAACGGUUACCCUGCAAAAAUGUCGGAUUGGAUUGCCGUUACUGCCCAUGACAUGACCACCCAACAAUUGAAUGUGCCAUCUUUUUUUUCAUAUAGCCCUCCAAAACGGCAGGCUUUCGAUGUUCUGAUCCACACAGUUUAUAAUAUUAAUUGCAAACUUGUUUUCAAUGUCAAAGCAGUCACAAGGCUGAUGUAACGACUUGGUCCUUUCCAAAUAAAAGCAAAAAUACCCA